Sphaeroforma arctica JP610 is the source of this 1987-nucleotide messenger RNA. RefSeq lists its product as hypothetical. Gene Ontology annotation, molecular function: phosphopentomutase activity. The coding region runs from base 67 to 1872 and encodes 601 amino acids. The record is from RefSeq and is a predicted model, not a curated record. NCBI's taxonomy places the organism in Eukaryota, Ichthyosporea, Ichthyophonida. The transcript is spliced from 11 exons. Gene Ontology annotation, biological process: purine ribonucleoside salvage; carbohydrate metabolic process.
UACACACAUAUUUACACUCGCACACACACACACACACCGCACAAUCCCGAAUACAUUAUAUACACAAUGGCAAUCGAAGCUAAAGUCAAGUCCUUCAUAGAGGAGACUCUGCCCACUGAUCUUAAGAACAAGGCGUGGACGUGGUUAGAAAAGGGCAACCUAUGGGAAUGUGCCAACAUCAUUGGCAACUACUACAAUGAUGACGGCAAGGACUCCCGCGAGGCAUGCCGUGCGAUAAUUGACGACAUCCGCGCACACCAGGGUGAGAAGGCUAAGACAUCUGAGGCCACCACCAUGGUAGUGUUUGGAACGUCAGGAUGGAGAGGUGUGAUUGGUGAGGACUUCACAUGUCUCAACGUUGCCAAGACAUGUCGUGGUAUCAUCGAGAUGAUGAAGACCGACGAUUUCCUCAAGCAAAAUCACUACACAAGCUUCGAGGAGGUAAAGAGCAAUGGUAUCCUCGUAUUCCGCGACAAUCGUUUCAUGGGUGAUGAUUUCAUGGACGUUGCGAUGCGCGAGCUGGCCGCAGAGGGUAUCAAGAUAUUCUUUGCAGGUGAGUGCCCUACUGGUGUGGGAUCGGCAUUGGUUCCGUACCGUAAGCUAGCUGGUUCGUUCAACUUCACACCGUCACACAACCCUAUGGACUACGCCGGUCUUAAAUUUAACCCUGCCGAUGGAGGGCCAGCAGAUGUGGAUCUGACCUCCAUCAUCCAAGAGAAGGCUAACAACUACAUGAAGGGUGGUGACUUCACACCCUCAACCGCAGACUUCACCUCACUAAAGACCGACAUCGAUGCCGCAAAGGAGUUUGCUGUGUUCAUGGAGAAGAACGCUAUCGUGUACGACAUGGACAAGGUCCGCAGCUGGCUCAAGGAGAACAAGACGGACGUGUUCAUUCUCAUCGACAACAUGCACGGAUCUUCCCGCGGGUAUCUGGAGGCGUCUCUGGGCGAUGGGCUUACGCAGGAGCUGAAGGAUGCGGGUGCUCUGAAGUUCAUGAACACCGAUACGGACUACUCGUUCCACGGCGUUAAACCCGAGCCCAGUGCCAAGAACAAUGCACCCCUCAUCAAAAAGCUCCAGGCCGCCAACAGGAAGUACACGCUGUGUGCUGCGCUCGACCCCGAUGCCGAUCGUGCACGCUUCGGAGACGCACACAUGGACGUUGAUAUGAACCGCUUCGGAGCCAUUGCAUACGGAUGCAUUCUUGAACACGUUAAGAAGGGAGGCAUUGCAUCUACCGCCCCAUCCAGUGACUUCGCACUUGAGAUUGCGAAGAAGAAUGGGCAGCGUGUAGACGAGUUGGCUGUAGGGUUUAAGGAGUUCCGCCCAUCCCUCAACAGCGGUGGUGUGAUCGAGUGCUUUGAGGAGAGCGACGGCAUUUCAUUUGCCGGCCACACCCUGGAUAAGUGUGCUAUGGCUGGGUGCAUUAUGGCUAUCAACACACUUGUGCUUACAGGCAAGAAUCUCUCUGAACAGUACACGGAAUUACAGAAGAAGUACGGCUACUUCUACCCAGACAAGGCCGGUGCUGAUGUCAAGGGUGUGAGUGUGGAGGCUUGGCAGGCAUACAAGGCCCAGGUUAUGCAGGCUCUCCAGCACAAACUGUACAAAAUGGGAGACAGCGUCACAAUCGAUGGCAAGGCAAAGGAGAUCACCUCCAUCAACAUUAUUGACGGCUUAAAGGUCAUCUUUGCCGAUCGCAGUUGGAUCUUGCUUCGAGCGUCUGGAACAGAGCCCAAGUUCCGUUACUACUACGAGGUUGUCAGCGACGAAGCGUUGCCAAACGACGGCAAAGCGGUACUGGAUGCUUACUGCGACGCUGCGGCUGGUAUCUUAACAGCCGCGAGAAAGAUUGUUGACGGCAACUAGAGUGGAGUCGAACCUUUUAAAAUAGGGUUGAACCUCUACACUUAAAUAGAAUUCUCAGGCGAGGUAGACUGUACUUGUGACCUUGUCGAAGGAAAUAAAGUCUUGAUAACAAUUG